Molecule: messenger RNA, 2990 nt
Organism: Tribolium madens (black flour beetle)
Lineage: Eukaryota; Metazoa; Arthropoda; Insecta; Coleoptera; Tenebrionidae
Product: alpha-(1,3)-fucosyltransferase 7-like
Exons: 6
Coding region: 1637-2899 (420 amino acids)
Cellular component (GO): membrane
Molecular function (GO): alpha-(1->3)-fucosyltransferase activity
Source: RefSeq, a predicted model, not a curated record
UAGUGCGGCAAUGUGUCGAGGGCAGACGUCGCGACAUGUGGAAGUCUCACCAUUUCUGUAGCCCUAAAACAAUAAUAAUAAAUCAUUUGCGACAUUCAGAUUUAGCAAUUGCAACUCUUUAGGAUUUGAAGACACAAUAAAUGACACCAUUUAGUGACUCAACAAUGAUGCUAAUGCACUUUUGCAUAAUGCAACGAUCGGAUAAAACCUUCAGGAGAAUUAAGAGUUUUACAGUUAGCAUCGAGAUGCGAUCAUAGGGUGAGUAGUUUUUUUUUUAACCGUCAAGUUGUCACAAAUUGACACAAAUAACCCUAAAAACAAACUUCACAACACAUUCACGCGAUCGUAGGUGGCCCUAUGUCGAGCUUUGAAAACAGUUGACUAACCCAGCCUCCUUACUCUUUUUCGUCGUGGUCCAUCUGGUUAACAGUGGCGUCCCACCAACGAUUUAUACAGUCACAUGACUGGCUAAUUACACCACCAGUGUCAAAAUUUGACACUUCCAUCACAAUUUUUCACUUCAUUUAUGUCAAAUGUCUAAGAAAUGACGUAACAAAGCCGACUUGAUACCGAAAAAAAUGCGUGAAAAAGAGACACACCGCCACUGGUGGCUAUAACUCACGCUAACAAGAUCUUCCCUCACUGUCACACCAAAGCCGACAUCCUUGUCUAGUCACAUUAUCUUUAAUCUAUCGUCGAUGGUGCGAGAGCGAGACGAGAACACGCACCAAGCCUACUAAGACCCGACUAACAACCGUGUAAACAAACAAUUACUCCCCCCCGACCAACCCCCGCGAUCUAAUUACGAAUCAAGUUUUUUUUUUUUUUUUCAAAGCCGGUUUGUUUAUUUAUCGGAUUCAGGGUAAUUACAGGGCGCGAUCGAAUUUUUUCGAUUUAUUCUAGUACGCCCACAGAUAAAUGCAAAAUGUGACCUUGAGUAUUGUAGCCUGCUUGAUUAUUUGACUUAUAAUAACCCAUCAUCAAUUCAGGGUUGUUGACGUCAUGUUUUUUUUUUUUUGUUUUUUUGUCACGAUUGGGGUUGUGCAACUUGUAAUUCCAUUCAAAUUAUUGUAAAAACACUUAUCCUUGAUUGUUGUAAAUCUGAAUAGUGUAAUAUACUCCAAUGUCAUUCUUUUUUUUGUAUUUAAAUCCCCAGCCAACUUCUAUCAUCUUUCCUGUGUUUAAUAAAAGUUUCACUUAACCUUCAGACCGGCUAAGUUUUUAUGCAAAAUGCAGUUUCAACAUCGUCAACUUAAAGAAAAAAAAGUGCAACUCAUUAUUAUUAAACCGUAACGGAUGACAUAACGUUAAUAAUAAUAAUAGGAAAAAGCGGAACUGUGAAAUGCUACAUUUUUUACUCAAAUUGCACAAUUUUUGACAAUUAUCUAGUGACCUAAAACUUUUAUUGAUUGGUUCGAAGUGAGCGUUUUCAUUGGUCAAUAAUCGAAAUUACGACAAUAGUGAUCAUCAGUUGUUUCAUGUGACGUAAUAAUUAGCUAUUAAAAUUCUGAAAAGAAACCAAGUCGCCUGUGUGUACGAUCAAUAAUGUUAAAACAGUGAAAGCAACCUUGCGGUGUUACAGAAAUCGGUUUCUAUGGCAACCCCAACAUGAAAAACCAAUCAACGUGUUGUAAUUAUGGCUGUAGUGAUAUCGCAGCGAAAAUGGUUUAUUUUAUUAGCCACAGCCACGACAACAACAAUUUUACUUAUGUUAAUUAAUAAACCAAAUUUUCAAGCUAUAGAUUAUCAUGAGCAACGUUCGACUCUAUUUUUAGAAAAAAUAACACUAAAAAAUGAAAAACCGGGAAAAAACUGGAGAGGAUUAACCGAAACCGAAAUAUCGAAAUUAUCAGUAUUAGGACGAAUAUUAUAUUUAGAGGAAGAACCACCCCAAAUAGCUGACCCAAAGAGAAAUUACCAGAUUUUUGUAUGGAAAUAUGGCAAAACGAUCGAAAACCGACAUUUGAAACAAUACGGAAACCAAUUUGUGAACCCUUUUUCCGACUGUCCGGUACAAAACUGUCACAUAACCUAUAACGAAACGGCGUUAAAAACCGCCGAUAUAGUGAUUUUCCACAUGCAUCGAAUGAAACCGGGGGAUCUCCCCAAACGCACCUCACACGAGUCUCAAAUCUGGGCGUUUUUGACCGACGAGAGCCCCCAUCACACUUUCCUAUCGGCUAAUAACCUCACAAACUACAACGGAGUAUUUAAUUGGUCGAUGACAUAUCGGAUGGAUGCGGAUAUCCCGGUCCCAUAUGGGCGCACAAUUCUCCGUAAAACGCCCAUCGAACAGGACUCAAUUUUGAAACGUCGGGACGUGUUGGUGGCUAUUAUGGGGUCGAAUUGUGGGGGCACAAACAAGCGCUGGGAGUACGUGAAAGAGUUACAGAAGCACAUCGUGGUGGACACGUAUGGGGGCUGUGGAUCGAUCAAAACGUGUCCGGGACACUUCAAGAAGGACUGUCCCCAACUCGGCGAAUAUUUGUUCUAUUUAUCGUUCGAAAACUCCAAUUGUGACGAAUACGUCACGGAGAAGCUUUGGUGGAACGCAUUCGAGAAGAAUUCAAUCCCGAUUGUUAUGGGGGCUCCCGUGGCGAGCUACAGAAAGUUGCUACCGCCCCACUCGUUUCUACACGUCGAGGACUACGCCCGCCCCAAAGACCUCGCCCAACAUAUCCUCUAUUUGAACAAAACGGGCAAAUUUCGGAAUUAUCACAAGUGGAAAGGGGAUUUUGAGGUCUUGAACGAGCACGCGUACUUCCAAUCCAAGUCUUACCACUAUUGCAGGGUCUGUGAGGCCCUCAAUUACAACCAAAAGCACAAAAAAGUCUACCAGGACUUGAGCCAGUUUUGGGGCAUCACUCGAGACUGCUAUCCGGCGUGGAACGCCAGAUAAACCAACUAUUUAUUCAAAUCCAAAGAGUUAGGUUAUGUUCGUUUUUUGUACAAUUGAGAUGAGAAAAAUAAAACUUACCACUAAUUUAUGA